AUGUUCUUUUGUAAUAUAAUCUCUGCUAUCAUUCCACAACUAGCAAUACCAGCCAAACGAUCUCAAAUCAAAGCGCAGUCAGCACAUCCUCACGUUGUCAACCUCGAAAUAUGUCGAACAGCACUAUAUCAAAACUCGUUUCUCCAUAGAACGGGAAAACUCUGGAAUUCGUUGCCUAAGGGAGUAUCUCCAAGAGAACAUGCCUUUGAAUCCAGUCAGAAAUACAAAGAAGGCAAAUUCAUCAUCGAGUUAGCGCAUAUGAUCAAGGAGAAUGGCUGGGACUGACCAUAUUGAUAAACAGAAGCUGUAAACCCAUUCAAAAUGUUCGCCAAAUUGCUCAGAAAUGAAGAAGCAAGCCAUGGAAUCGUUAGAAAUAAAAACUUUUGUUUCCUCGAUUGGACCUAAAAAGUGUUGUGAACCUACAAUAGCAACACAUGGAUCGAAAAAAUGGUGGUAUAAUUUAGGAUCGGUAUAGACGUCGAAACUUAUUAUGGAUGUUGUGACUAUCUUGGUUGUUGUCGAGGCUUGAUAGUAAAGGCACUUUUUCCUCACCCGUUCCUCCAUUUUAGGGAACAUGAAUAGGUAUGUGCAAUCUUCUAACCCAAUCUGAAAAAUCGAAGCUCUUCACAACACAAAGCGUACUGUGUUAGAAACCAAACUGUGUCUGUGUUACUGGAUCUGAGAUAAAAAAAAUAUGUUAGAGGGAUGUUGGAACUGCCGUGCCACCGACCGGUGCGCAUAUUCAUAUGUUACCGACACAAAACGACAGUCGGAUUUCCGAGCGGAGCCGAACACGUAAUAAUAAGUUACCGACGUAAUUUUCAGUUUAUGUCUGUAACUUAACGGUUGGAAAUGGUUGGAAACGAGCCUGUAGCUGUCUGCUGGCAGUGGAAGAGAUGCAGUUUUUUCGUCAUAGAAACGUUUUUGAGUGAGGCCGUGCCACAGUGAGCUAAGCGUCCGUCUACCACAACUUAAGGGCUCGAGUUCAGUCCUCACGAGAUUGAGUUUUUUUUUCUAUUCAAAAACCUCAAGAAGUUUUCCGUUAGUC
Molecule: messenger RNA, 1048 nt
Organism: Phaedon cochleariae (mustard beetle)
Lineage: Eukaryota; Metazoa; Arthropoda; Insecta; Coleoptera; Chrysomelidae
Source: the annotation of a GenBank genome assembly